Molecule: messenger RNA, 3458 nt
Organism: Cyclopterus lumpus (lumpfish)
Lineage: Eukaryota; Metazoa; Chordata; Actinopteri; Perciformes; Cyclopteridae
Gene: efna5b
Product: ephrin-A5b
Exons: 5
Coding region: 795-1487 (230 amino acids)
Biological process (GO): regulation of cell-cell adhesion; axon guidance; regulation of actin cytoskeleton organization
Cellular component (GO): external side of plasma membrane; plasma membrane
Molecular function (GO): ephrin receptor binding
Source: RefSeq, a predicted model, not a curated record
GAAGCCGAAAGACCGAGUCCAACGUCACCAUUCAUCUGCCAGUGGCUGACUGACUGUAUGGCUUUAAAAAGUUCCAUGGAGAACAUGGACAUCUGACGUGCGUCAUUGGACACAUCGAGCCACUCGCUCUCUCUCUCUCUUUUCUCCAUCACGCCGUGGACCCCCACCGCCCCCACCCCCCACGCUCUUUGGCUGUGGAGUAAGAAGAAGUGUUCGGCAGUUGUCAUUUGCCCUGACACCGGCUACAUCCAGUAGCUCCCUGCAUCCGAGGGAACCGCCGCCACACCGCGACACCAGUGCCUGUUGUGCUGCGCAUUUGUUGUGCGCUGCCCUCGCUGUUUGUGCGCCUCAAGGUGGGAGACGUAUUGUGUCAGCGCCGACAUCCUGCGUGAAAAAAAAGAGCCUGUGAUCCAUCCGGACAAAUCGACCCGCACCAGAGAGACGACACGGUGACGCGUCGGGUUUUUCGGGGGGUGUUUGUUGUUGUUGCAACUUUAAAUCCCCGUCAACCCGAACACCCGUCACCUAAAGUGUCUCCCUUCGAAUGGUCACGUCCGCGCUUUUUCCCCCCUUCUCUUCUUUCUUCUCCCCCUCUCUCCCGUCGCCCUGUUCCACGUUGCAACAACAACAUUUUGUUGUUGUUGUUGUAAUUUGUUGAGCAUUCACAAACUGCACCAGCGGCCACACAUGUGAAUGAGACGCGCAUCACCUGUCCCAGCCGAAGCGCCCGCGUGUCCAACCCGACCGACUGACCGACACCGAAGAGGAAUACGUGCCGAAGUUUCGCUGUAGUGAUGCUGCAAAUGGAAAUGGUCAUCUUCCUCUGCCUGGUGCUGUUGAUGUGUGUAUUUAGCCAGGAGCCCAGUUCCAAAGUGGUGGCCGACCGCUUCGCCGUCUUCUGGAACCGGACCAACGCCAAGUUCCACCGUGGAGACUACCACAUCGACGUGUGCAUAAACGACUACCUGGACGUGUACUGUCCUCACUAUGAAGAGUCGGUGCCCGAGGAGCGCACCGAGCGCUACGUCCUCUACAUGGUCAACUACGACGGCUACAGCACGUGCGACCACACCGCCAAGGGCUUCAAGCGCUGGGAGUGCAACCGGCCGCACUCCCCGAACGGGCCGCUCAAGUUCUCCGAGAAGUUCCAGCUCUUCACCCCGUUCUCCCUGGGCUUUGAGUUCCGACCGGGCAGAGAGUACUACUACAUAUCCUCCACCAUUGCUGAGAACGGGAGGAAAACAUGCCUGAAGCUCAAAGUUUUCGUCCGACCAUCAAACAGCUGUGUGAAAACUAUAGGCGUACAUGACCGCGUUUUUGAUGUAAACGACAAAGUAGACAAUACAUUAGAACCACGAGACGACACCAGCCACGAACCGGCUGAGCCUUCCCGAAGUGACGAGACGAAUGCUGCGCCGCACCUGCAGAACACAAGUCCACUCCCGGCUUUGUUGCUGGUCUGCCUAUCAGCACUCUUCACUUUAUAGCGCCUCCCUCUGUCCGCGGAGGGCAUUUACACCUAGCGUGGCCUGAAGCUGCCCGAGGCUGCAGGGAAGUGGCGGGAUUUGCGUGGAGCGUGUUUGCCUGAUUGGGCACCAGCGCAGGCUUCUCAAGGAACCCUCUAUUUUUUUCAGAAAUAUAUUUAAGUGGUCUUUUCUCCGUCUGUGAGUGAAACAAGUUGAUGUUGGAAGUGGGAGAGACAGUUCCCCCCUCUUAAACUUUCAACUAAGAUGCCAAAUCCUGUUUUUUGACACUUAGUGAUUCUUGUUUUCCGUUUACAUCAUGUUUUAUGUCAUUGCAGCACUGAUGUUUACCCCCACACACACACAGACACACACGGACACACACAUCCAGCACAUACACAGACACAUGCUUCGAGAGUCAAACACGCGACAUUGAACUACACGGACAGUCUAUAGCAGCAGGUUUUUUGUUUUUUUUGUUUGUUUUUUACAGUUGUAUACAGUAGCAGCAGUAGAAAAGUGAAGAUAAUAGGUCUUAGAAAGAACUGUACAUACACCAAUGAAAAGUUGUCCCGAGACCUCUCAAGAAGCCUUUCGGAAAAUGUCUUGAUCAAGUUCUGCUGGGUUAAAAGUGCAAAGCUGAAAAAUGAAGAUGUAAGAAAAGUUUUACGCAGAUCAGACUGCGAACCAAAGCACUGAGAAGUACAUGGCACCUCAGACUGCCCCGUUUACAAGAUAGCGCCCUGUUUUCUCUUGAAUACAGAGUGUGUGUUUAGGUGAAUAAGCUGCUUGAGCGAGUGCGUGUAAAGCCGAUGGAAACGCGAGGCAUCUUUUUUUCUCUCGCCCUCCUUAAGAGCACACCAGCCAGCUCAAUAAAACACCUCUCAAAACACAUUCGCUUCACCGCGACUCCCGAAACCGCUAAAUUGAAACUUUCUCACCGGACACUUUGCUAUUGAGAUCGAGGAUCAAUACCUUUUUGAAAGUUGAUCACACAAUUUCACGGCAAUAGUCACAGUCAUUUAAUGCAAUGUUUACUGAGCAGGGCUGCAAUUGUUCUCUCCGUUCCAUUGGACUAUUAGUCGAUAUUAACACUCCCAUAAGCAUUUGCAUUCACAGCUUUCUUUUCACUUAUAUUGAUUGUUUAAGUGAUUGUUUGAAAAAAAAAAAAGAAGAAACAAAAAAAAAGAUGUGCAGAUAAAUUGGAGACUUUGUUUUCUUCCUAACUUUAAAGUUAUUUAACUUUUAUUUUUGCCAAAUUACGUCCCCAAAACAAUGACAGUGGAGACACUAUCAACUUUGCAUUUUUGUACUUUCUGAAAUCCACUUAAAUUAGAACAAUGACAGAUGUCAUGGGAAAGUGUUUGACACUUUAAUUCACGCAUACCUUUUCUCACGUCUGUGUCACCUAAACCACAGCUAUUACACGUCAAGUAUUAGUGAGCUGGCCAUCGCGUUCAGUUUAGUGCAGCAGUUAGUGCAGCGUUCGCAGGACUUAUAGCUUCAGUUAGUUGAAAACACGUAGUGUGAAUGGAGAAGGUAUCCAUUUAGUUUAAGGCAAGGCACAGCUCUAUUUAGUCUGUCCAGGUUUAUGUUAGCACUUACAUGAAAAAUAAAUUCACUGUUUUCUUCUAAUGAUAUUCAGCAUCCUUCAGCUCCCACAGAUGCCCAUGCUGAGUUAGCAUAAUGAAGGCUAUUCUGUCUCUUUUCAAACGAAAAAAAAAAGAGACUUGUUUCUGCUUGCUUUCAAAGAAAAUGUGGAUGGACAGAGAAAUGAACUCCCUCCUUUAAGAGACAGGUUUUUGCAUGAGAAAUAUUCACUAGCUGGUUUGGAAAGAGAGAAAUAGAGCAAGAAAAGGAGCACCAGAGCAAUUGCGUGUCCACCGUCAGCUCCUAGUGUUACAGGUUUAAGUGACUCUUUAAUGAGGUUCAAAAUGACAGGCACGUGGACCCCAUGUUGUGGCAAGGGGAGUUAUUCCUGGUAUUAAAAAUAGA